AGCACCGAGCUAGGAAGUACACGGUAGUUUCUGUACUAGGGCUGAAGUAGAGUCACAUGUGAGUGAUAUUCUACCAAACAUUUCACUAAUAUCCUCUCGGCUUUUGUUGAGAUUUGCCUUCCUGCAAUGGAAAAUAAACGCUCCGACACGUUCUUAAUAACCGGGGGAUGUGGCUAUUUCGGCUACCGCCUGGCUACCUCCCUACAUCAAAAAGGAGCCAAGAUCAUUCUGUUCGACAUCGUCCCUCCAAGCCGACACGUGCCAGAAGACAUUGUGUUUGUGCAGGGGGAUAUACGUGAAUAUGCCCAGGUUGAGAAGGCCGUCGCUGGUGUGGACUGUGUAUUCCACAUCGCCUCCUAUGGCAUGUCGGGUAGGGAGCAGCUGAACCGGCAUCUGAUAGAGGCGGUUAAUGUUCAAGGCACACAGAACGUCCUGAAGGCUUGUGCUGAGCUCGGAGUGUCCAGGCUGGUUUACACCAGCACCUUCAACGUGGUGUUUGGAGGCCAAGUGAUAGAGAACGGGGAUGAAAGCCUCCCUUAUCUACCUCUCCAUCUUCACCCAGACCACUACUCCAGAACCAAGUCUCUGGCUGAGAUGGCUGUGCUGAAAGCUAACGGCACAGCUCUGGAGGACGGCUCUGGGAGGCUGAGGACCUGCGCCCUGCGUCCUGCAGGUAUCUAUGGACCUGGAGAACAGAGGCACCUGCCCCGGAUAGUCGGCUACUUAGAGAAGGGGAUCUUCAGGUUUGUUUAUGGUAAACCCUGCAACCUGGUGGAGUUUGUCCAUGUGGACAACCUGGUGUCUGCACAUGAGCUGGCUGCAGAAGCUCUGACCCAGGAGAAGCAGCACCGCUCUGCUGGCCAGGCCUACUUCAUCUCAGACGGCAGGCCGGUCAACAAUUUUGAAUUCUUCCGACCUCUAGUCGAGGGUUUGGGCUAUCCUUUCCCCAAGCUGCGCCUUCCUAUCUCUCUUAUUUACUUUUUUGCCUUCCUCACAGAAAUGAUUCACCACCUCGUCGGGCCCUUUUAUAACUUCCAGCCUCUGCUCACACGUACAGAGGUGUAUAAAACUGGUGUGACGCAUUACUUCAGCAUGGCCAAAGCGAAGGCCGAGCUCAGUUAUGAGCCCCAGGAGUACAACCUGGAUGAGGUUGUUCAGUGGUUCAGAUGCAGAGGCCACGGCAGGAGAUGUCAGGGCUCCGCCAUUGGUCGACUGCUGCUCAACACCCUGUUUGUUUGUGCCUUUGUUGCUGUGGUGCUCUCUUUUCUUCCAGUCGUUGGAAGUUGAUAAGCAAAUAAAGCAUAAAUAUCAUUCUGAUGUUUCCCAAAACAUCCUCCAUACUGUUUCAGGACUGGGCCAUGAAUAGCCUGUUUACAUUUUAUAUCAUAUCAUCACCUAUUUGCACAUUUAAUUUGAAUGCUCAUUACUAACUGGUGCUUCAGACAUGAAAAACAGCUGUUUAUAGACCAGAACCCUGAAAGCAAACCGUUUCAGUAUUUACAAAUUUAAUUUGUGAGGACUGUAUCCUCUAAUAUGAUCCAACGUGAAAGCUUGGAUUUCAGAUUCUGCUGUUAUUUUCACUUUUAAAGGUUUUAAAUGCUACCUCUUUGUUCAACACUGCUUUUAAGAGAAAACCUGCAAAGGGAAAGCAGUGAUAAAUGCUUAAUAUGAUCCAGUGUCUUAAUACUGUUUUUAUGGAACUGAAUAAAACCUGACAAGUCAAAUAUG
Molecule: messenger RNA, 1728 nt
Organism: Acanthochromis polyacanthus (spiny chromis)
Lineage: Eukaryota; Metazoa; Chordata; Actinopteri; Pomacentridae
Gene: sdr42e1
Product: short chain dehydrogenase/reductase family 42E, member 1
Exons: 3
Coding region: 127-1287 (386 amino acids)
Biological process (GO): steroid biosynthetic process
Molecular function (GO): 3-beta-hydroxy-Delta5-steroid dehydrogenase (NAD+) activity
Source: RefSeq, a predicted model, not a curated record